Messenger RNA from Sabethes cyaneus, 2354 nucleotides. RefSeq lists its product as uncharacterized. Bases 106 to 1818 code for a protein of 570 amino acids. The transcript is spliced from 5 exons. NCBI's taxonomy places the organism in Eukaryota, Metazoa, Arthropoda, Insecta, Diptera, Culicidae. The record is from RefSeq and is a predicted model, not a curated record.
CGUUCGAGUCUGUAUCGUAAAUUGUGCUCCGUUGUUAUUAAUCGUCUGCUGCACCGUGUGUGUCCUUGUGUACUUGAGGAGCUGUUGUUGAUUAAAGUCGGAAUUAUGCCAAGCGUGGGCGUAUUUUCAACAAUUCGCCUCCUGUUGGCCGGUUCUUUGUUGUGUCUAUGGAGAAGCGGACUGGCGGAUGGUGUCACUCUGUUUCCCGCAAACGCAUUAUCGAUCAUGCAAGGAGCGGGAUUUUUGGCCUAUCUAAUACCGGAUCAAUUGGCUGACGCGGGGCAAUGGGCUCAUUGCUCAGUUGUGAUUAACGGUAACCGAUACAGUCUGGAUGAUGAUCAAAUACAUGUGGUUGGUGUGGAAAGCAAAGUGCAACGGUUCAGUGCCAGCGUUUGUGGUAUUCGAGUGGAAAAUGUUCAAAAAGAUUUGCAACAAACUUGGACGAUAUCAGCGUCGGAUGCGGGUGGCUCGAACCAAGUGCAACAAAAUCUGUUACUAACUGUAAUUGCUUACAAGACGAUUAGUACCCAGAACAUCACCAUCAGUGAUACGAUAAAAACAGUCACUAUUAGUUGCCCAGACGACUCGUCCCGGCGUUACUGUCGCAUCCUAGACCAGAAUGGCAACAUUUACGAUGGAUGCACGCGGAGUUUCGAUGUUUCUUGGGAGGCCGCACAGUUUCGCUGCCGCAUGCUAUACUGGGGCGAUAUGGAUGAAAUCGAGUCCCUAAUCAAUGUGAGCCUUGAGAAAAGCAUGCGAGAUGUAACGAUGUCAUUGUCGGAGGAUAACUCACACUUUGUUCUGACGUGUCAGUAUCGCAGCCGAGUGAUUCCAUGCCGGGCGGCUUCCGUUGCAAGCAAGCGGCAGAUGUUGCUGCUGGAUGGGCAUCUUGGCGAUCACUACUCGGCCUACGAUACGCGAGUUGAGACGGGUAGAUGUUCCUUGGAAAUACGCAAACCACUUCUGCAGGAAGAUUACGGAGUUUGGCGCAUUUAUCUAGAGCUUUCCUCGUCCGAAUAUAGUGGGUGCGUGUUCAAUAUUCCUGGUCCUAACACAGAUGAUCCGUCGAUGGAAAAAGUACCCGAAGCGAAAGCGAAAUUGAUUGAAGUUUUUCACGAUCAGCGAACUCCCACGACGACAAACACGGAGCUGAGAUGUGAAGUACCAUACCCUAUUGAUUAUUGCUACUUGUCGGGACCGGAGGGAGGUGAUUACAAACCGAAUGAAUUUGAUAGACUUAAAACGCUAGGAAUUUGUCGUUUUGUUGUUCAGAACGUAACCACUGGUAAGUGGGCUUGCGGUGUGAAUGAUGACCAUGCCGACGAAGAUCACUUGAGUUACUUUGAUGUGAAAGUAUACGAUCAACCGGGCCGAGUGAUCACAUCGAACGUCAGGGCCAGCGCUGGGGAUGAAAAUAAGCAGUUGCUUUGUAAAACGAUUUUGAAUUUACCGGUUGAACUGUGCCGUUUCGUCAGUCCCAGUGGAGAGGUGCAUGGCUUAUCCGACAGCAUAGCACCCAGUGAGAAUUCCAGAUUCCGAUACUAUGGCGAAGGGCUGAGGGCUGGCGAAUGUGGACUGGAAAUUGUUAAACUUGAAAAGGAGGAUUUUGGUCGCUGGAAGUGUUCCAUCCGAGUUCAAGGGGUAGAUUAUGCGAUUGGUGUGGACCUGAUCGAAGAAGUUAUGAGCAAAUCUGCCCUAGUGGCAAUAUCGGUUAGCGUGGCAGUCGUCGCAUGCCUUAUUGCGGCAUUCUUCGCUUACAAGAAGUUCUACAGGCGGCAAGUACCUUACCGUAAUGAGCUGCACGUAAGUGCGUUAUAAGUACGUAAAUGUUUGGUGUUUUAAUGUUGCCCCUCUGUUACGUAUCUUUCCUAACCGCGUGGUUCUUUCUUUACUGGAGUCUGUUUGACCAGAAACUGUCAAACUUGUCAAGUUUAUUGCUUCCUUUUCAAAGUGAAGGUCACCGUAUUGAACACGGAAUUCAAUUUGAUGAUUUGAUUUGUACUUCAAAGUAGAGUUUUUAAUUUAACGAUGCUGGGACUAACAAACGGGAAUGCUCCUUUUGGUAAUGCAGUACUAAUUUUGACGACUUCUAACCAAUUUUUUGUCUAAAUUCAUUAACUGUAUUUUAUUCUGAAACAUUUCACAGCAAGCAUAUGUCUGCCAUUUCAAAAUGCGAGGUUCAAAGCAUAGUUAAACAAUAAAAUCAACUGAUCGUUCGUUAGAUUUGGAGCUUGUAUUCACAUUAUGAUUUGUAAAGUUCAAAUAAAUAAAACAAAAAAGAUUUUGCCUAUCUACUAUGUAUAGAGUCGUAAGUUCAGAUUGAAUUAUAGUCAGUUCUGCUGCUGCUACUGCUG